CCUUGUUAUUGGCGCAGGUUCAAGGGAGGGCGUGGAUGCUCGAAGCCAAUCGCGAGUUCCUCGCGAGGGAUGGUGGGACCACCUGACCACCAAGGGGGUUGAAAAGGGGAUUCGGGUGGUUUGCGCCAGAUGCCCGAAAGAAGCGACACGCCUCCGUAACGAGGGGGUGGAAGUAGGCACCUCAUCUUAAAUCGUCGCGCGUUUACAACGGGGGAAUAAGCCGGGGAGUUUGGAAGCCGACCUGCACGGACGACGUCGCGUGCACUUCCUGCCUGGUCUUGAGCUGAGCGGUAGCGCCGCCGCGAGAGCGCCGACGAGGCAGCGAUUUAAACGCGACGUCAGAAGAAGGAGGCCCCGUAUCAGCUUCUGUUUUUCCAUCUUUUUUCCCAACCUUGAUUCUUUGUCUGCAGGCCAUGCUGCUCCAGGUCGGGGUGCUGCGGGCGGGUCUCGGCCUGCUAGCCGUCCGCAGGGCUCGAUGGCCUUGCCGCAGGACCCACACGUCUACCCAGAAUUUGGAGCACAAGCCCAUCAAGAAGGUGAUGGUGGCCAAUAGAGGUGAGAUUGCCAUCCGUGUGUUCCGGGCCUGCACCGAGCUGGGCAUCCGCACCGUGGCCGUGUAUUCUGAGCAGGACACGGGCCAGAUGCACCGGCAGAAGGCUGAUGAGGCCUACCUCAUUGGCCGGGGCCUGCCCCCCGUGGCUGCCUACCUGCACAUCCCUGACAUCAUCAAAGUGGCCAAGGAGAACAACGUUGACGCCAUCCAUCCUGGGUAUGGCUUCCUGUCGGAGCGCGCGGACUUUGCGCAGGCCUGUACUGAUGCAGGGGUCCGUUUUGUUGGCCCUCCGCCCGAAAUCGUGCGCAAGAUGGGAGACAAGGUGGAGGCCCGCACCAUAGCUAUCCGUGCAGGAGUCCCUGUGGUUCCUGGGACAGAUGCCCCGAUCGCUUCCCUGCAGGAGGCCCAGGAGUUCGCCAACACCUAUGGCUUCCCCAUCAUCUUCAAGGCAGCCUACGGGGGUGGUGGCCGAGGCAUGCGGGUCGUCAGGGAGUAUGAGGAGCUGGAGGAGAACUACCAGAGAGCGUACUCCGAGGCUCUGGCGGCUUUUGGCAACGGUGCCCUUUUUGUGGAGAAGUUUAUUGAGAAGCCCCGACACAUUGAGGUUCAAAUUCUUGGUGAUAAGUAUGGCAACGUGAUGCACCUCUACGAGCGCGACUGCUCCAUCCAGAGGAGGCAUCAGAAGGUGGUGGAGAUCGCCCCUGCUGCUCAGCUUGACCCCCACCUACGAGACAGACUGACCGCUGACUCUGUCAACUUGGCCAGACAGGUGGGCUACGAGAACGCGGGUACUGUGGAGUUCCUGGUGGACAAACACGGCAAGCACUACUUCAUCGAGGUGAACUCCCGCCUGCAAGUGGAACACACCGUCACCGAGGAGAUCACAGAUGUGGACCUGGUGCACGCCCAGCUGCACAUAUGCGAGGGCCGCAGUCUGCAUGAACUGGGCCUCAAGCAGGACAAGAUCCGCAUCAACGGCUGCGCCAUCCAGUGCCGCGUCACCACCGAGGACCCGGCCCGCGGCUUCCAGCCGGACACGGGCCGUCUCGAGGUGUUCCGCAGCGGCGAGGGCAUGGGCAUCCGGCUGGACAGCGCCUCGGCCUUUCAAGGCGCCAUCAUCUCACCCCACUACGACUCACUCCUGGUCAAGGUCAUUGCCAGCGGCAAGGACCUCCCCACGGCAGCAGCCAAGAUGAAUCGCGCGCUUGCAGAGUUCCGCAUUCGUGGGGUCAAGACAAACAUCCCCUUCCUCCAGAACGUGCUGAGCAACGACCAGUUCCUGUAUGGGACCGUGGACACGCAGUUUAUCGACGAGAACCAGGAGCUCUUCAACCUGAAGCCCGUCCAGAACCGGGCCCAGAAGCUGCUUCACUACCUGGGUCACGUGAUGGUGAACGGCCCCACCACUCCGAUUCCCGUGAAAGCGAAACCGUCGCCUGUUGACCCGGUUGUUCCCAUGGUGCCCCUAGGUGAUCCGCCAGCAGGCUUCCGUGAAGUGCUUCUGCGCGAGGGUCCUGAGGGCUUCGCACGGGCGGUGCGCGCCCACCAGGGCCUGCUCCUCAUGGACACGACCUUCCGUGAUGCCCACCAGUCCCUGUUGGCCACACGUGUGCGAACCCACGACCUCAAAAAGAUCGCACCCUUCGUCGCCCACAACUUUAGCAACCUGUUCAGCGUAGAGAACUGGGGAGGUGCUACGUUUGACGUGGCAAUGCGGUUCCUCUAUGAGUGCCCAUGGCGGAGGCUGCAGGAGUUGCGUGCGCUCAUGCCCAACAUCCCCUUCCAGAUGCUGCUAAGGGGCGCCAAUGCAGUCGGAUACACCAACUACCCAGACAACGCAGUCUUUAAGUUCUGCGAGGUGGCCAAGGAGAACGGCAUGGACAUCUUCCGCGUCUUCGACUCUCUCAACUACCUUCCAAACAUGCUGCUGGGCAUGGAGGCGGCUGGGGCAGCCGGGGGCGUCGUGGAGGCGGCAAUCUCCUACACGGGCGACGUCUCAGACCCUAUGAGGCAGAAGUAUUCACUGCAGUACUACCUUGAGCUGGCUGAGGAGCUGGUGAAGGCAGGCACACACAUUCUGGCCAUCAAGGAUAUGGCCGGCCUGCUGAAGCCCCAGGCGAGCCGCCAGCUAGUGGGAGCCCUCCGCAACCGCUUCCCUGACAUGCCCAUCCAUGUGCACACGCAUGACACGGCGGGCGCGGGUGUGGCCGCCAUGCUGGCGUGUGCCGAGGCGGGAGCGGACAUCGUCGAUGUGGCUGUCGACCCGAUGGCAGGAAUGACAUCGCAGCCCAGCAUGGGUGCCAUCGUGGCCUGUACCAAGGGCACAAAGUUCAACACUGGCAUCUCCCUGGAGAAGGUGUUUGACUACAGUGAGUACUGGGAGGUGGCCAGAGGACUGUACGCACAAUUCGACUGCACGGCCACCAUGAAGUCGGGCAACGCGGACGUCUACGAGAACGAGAUACCUGGCGGCCAGUACACAAACCUGCACUUCCAGGCCCACAGCAUGGGGCUGGGCAACAAGUUCAAGGAGGUGAAGAAGGCGUAUGUUGAGGCUAACAAGCUGCUUGGAGAUCUCAUUAAGGUGACCCCCUCCUCCAAGAUCGUUGGCGACCUGGCGCAGUUCAUGGUGCAGAACUCGCUAACGCGCACCGAGGUGGAGGAGCGGGCCGACGAGCUCUCGUUCCCGUUGUCUGUCGUGGAGUUCCUGCAGGGCCACGUCGGCAUUCCUCACGGCGGUUUCCCAGAGCCCUUGCGGUCCAAGGUGCUGAAGUCUUUGCCCCGUGUGGAGGGUCGCCCCGGUGCCUCCCUGCCCCCGCUCAACUUCGAGACUUUGGAGAAGCAGCUGCGCGAGGCGCACGGCGAUGACAUCACCCCCGAAGACGUCAUGUCGGCUGCUAUGUACCCCAAGGUCUUCCAGGAGUUCCGUGAUUUUGCCAACACCUUCGGCCCCGUGGAUUGCCUGAACACGCGCCUCUUCCUGGACGGCCCUAAAAUCGCUGAGGAGUUCGAGGUGGAGCUCGAACGUGGGAAGACCCUGCACAUCAAAGCCCUGGCGCUGGGGGACCUGAACAAGGCCGGUCAGAGGGAGGUCUUCUUUGAGCUCAACGGUCAGCUGCGGUCUGUCCUGGUCAGGGACACAGUGGCGAUGAAGGAGAUGCACUUCCACCCCAAGGCCCUGAAAGAUGUGCGGGGCCAGAUUGGCGCACCCAUGCCAGGCAAGGUGGUCGAGGUCAAGGUGAAGGCAGGCCAGAAGGUGGAGAAAGGGCAACCGCUCUGCGUCCUCAGCGCCAUGAAGAUGGAGACGGUGGUGAACUCCCCGCUGGCCGGCACCGUGGCUAAAGUGUACGUCACGCCCGACAGCAGCCUGGAGGGCGACGACCUCAUCCUGGAGAUCACGGAGUAGGGGGUGGCACCCAGGGGCGGGGCAGAUGGGGUUGGGGGGACGUUUGCAGGGAAAGGGCAUUGGGCAGCAUGAAAAGAAUGUUUACAAAGUCUUCCUCACUGCAGAUACAUGGGUGCUGUGUUCCUCCGCAGCGCAGCAGGGCACGCAGGUCUUCGAUUUAAUGGCUUGGUUAAUGACAAUUAGUGUAAACGAGGACAGGGGCUUGUUGGGGGCAGUGGGAUGGGCAGGGAGCCCACAGCUGCGCCGUGAUUGAUGGAUACAGGGUGUGUAUCACACACAGCCUCGCCGCUUCCUCCGCCGGUGGCUUUUUCUCCUUUCCUGUUCGGUGGUGUCGAUUGCAGAAACGCUUUCCAGCAUCUUCUGUGGAACGUGGCUCAGGUGUGGUCACCAGUGAACGUCAGCAUGUGGAUCUAUGGCUGGAAACACUUUGCGUACUUUAGAUUUUUGUGAUUUUUUUUUAAAAGUAUUUUUUUAACCUUCUUAGUUUUGCUACAGAAUGUCAGUGAACGAACAGUCCCAGGGGCUCAUAGUUCUCACAUCAGUUUUUUUUUUUGGUUGUCUUAACCCAAAAGAGAACGCAAACAUGCACACAUACCUACUUUUUGCCUCCACUGUCUAAUUUUGCGUUCCAUCGCGCACGCAAUGACCGUAAGGGAGGCGGCUUUGUUACACACCACACGCCUUCGGCCACCUGCCUUGCUUCACAUGGAAGACGAGUCCUCUCACUUAAACUCAAGUCUUACAGCACGACAUGACUUGAAUGAUCGACCAAAAUGUUUGUUCCGCUUUUCUUCCUGUGUAGCCCAACUCCCCUCCCCAACAAAAAUCAGUGCUUAAGCACACAGCUGUUCUUGACCAACUGCCUUCUGAACCAGCGGCGCUGCUCAGAGUGACGCCUGCUUCAGUACUAAUGAGUCUUUAAAAGAUCCUUGCUCAGGAUCCUCCACAUUCCAGUGUGUUCCAACUCAGGAACAAGUGCUGUCCAACUGGACCAAGCAGUUCUGGUAUUAAAUCCCACUCCACCUUUUGGGCCCUAAUUGUGUAGUUUACUUUCUAUUUCAGAGCCUCGUUCUCCUGCUUGGUCUCGUUCUGAUUUGUACUCCCCUUGUAGCCCAACUGCGUAGACACUUUGAGCACAACUGGGAUGUGUUGGAGUAUCAUACGGAGUGGACACGAGUCUUAGAGCUGCCUGAACCAUAGCUGAGUCCACACGUGUGUGAGAGAGGGUCAUUCUUCUACCAGUUCUCUCAUGUGACCCCAGCUCUUGCUUUCUGCUUACACUUCUAUCAGUUUUUCUCAGCGUUCUCAAGUGUGGAGUCUCCAAACCCUGCCAUCUGUGUCCUCUUGGUUAGUCCUGCCCUUGUUCGCUACUAAAUUGGACCAUGUUUGUUUACAUCAUCAGUGUUUUCGUGACCACUUUAGUGUAACAAAGUCUGACGCUUCUCCGGAGUGCAGUGGCGGGUGUCGAGCAUUUGGACCGAGCACCAUGUCGAUGGUGUCAAAUGGAACUUCGGAGCAAUAAUGGAACGACAGCAUCUCAGUGCCUCCAUGUGAGCACAAUAACUGUUAGAUCCCCGCUAGGUUUAGAUACUGAUAAAAGGAUAAUCGCUAGUAUUUGCUGGUGUGAUCUGGAAACGUGAUU
Molecule: messenger RNA, 5601 nt
Organism: Scleropages formosus (Asian bonytongue)
Lineage: Eukaryota; Metazoa; Chordata; Actinopteri; Osteoglossiformes; Osteoglossidae
Gene: pcxa
Product: pyruvate carboxylase a
Exons: 21
Coding region: 414-3959 (1181 amino acids)
Biological process (GO): pyruvate metabolic process; gluconeogenesis
Cellular component (GO): cytoplasm
Molecular function (GO): ATP binding; pyruvate carboxylase activity; metal ion binding
Source: RefSeq, a predicted model, not a curated record